This is a messenger RNA of Venturia canescens, 2522 nucleotides long. It is a transcript of the gene Pi4KIIalpha, whose product is annotated as phosphatidylinositol 4-kinase II alpha. The transcript has 6 exons. Gene Ontology annotation, molecular function: 1-phosphatidylinositol 4-kinase activity. Bases 708 to 2135 code for a protein of 475 amino acids. The record is from RefSeq and is a predicted model, not a curated record. Gene Ontology annotation, biological process: phosphatidylinositol phosphate biosynthetic process; Golgi organization; endosome organization. Gene Ontology annotation, cellular component: plasma membrane; endosome; lysosomal membrane. Lineage: Eukaryota; Metazoa; Arthropoda; Insecta; Hymenoptera; Ichneumonidae.
UAGCAGUCGGUACCGUGAAGUGAAGACGUCCGUCAGCGAGGAUUUGUGGGUUAUAAUUGGAUAAAAGUUUUUUUUAUAUAUAAGUGUUGGUGAAAAAACGCAAAACUCAUCAAAGAUCAAAGAGCAAUUUUUGAUGUGCAAAUUUUCGAAUCGUUUGUUCGCGCUCAAAACGAUUUGGGUGACGCGUACGGUGAUAUGUACGUUACUCCGGAAUAAUGAAGAUGAGAUAAUAACAUUAUCGUUUAGUGCGAUGUGUCGAGUGGACCGAAGCUGACGAGUCGUUUAAUCAGAUGACACCAGCACCCAUCAACGAAUUUGCAAUUUUGAGAACGAAAUUGUACAUAUAUUGAGAAAAAACGAAACGGAACGAGGUGAAUAAAUAUAUCGGACGAAAACAGUGAAUCAAAUAAAUUAUUGGUGGAACAAGAUCGCGCUCGAUUUCGUCUUGCAUGCGUCAUUGACAGGUGGUAAUGGGAAAAUGUCGCAGGCGGAUGUCCAAUGGUGUGCUACGUGAAGAAUCGUGAAUCGGUAAUUUUUCGAUAAUAAUAAACUUCACCGCAGUAUAAAUGAACAUAAUAAUAUAUUUCUAUAUACACAUAUAUGUAUAUUUGAAUAUAUUCAUCCCGCCUGCUUCGAGCAAAAUCUCCAAGUUUUUCAUAUAAAAUCGGUUUUGAUAAAACCGAUCGGAAAAAACUCUAUUUGCUGUAAUGAGCGAUUCGGAACAGCGGCAAUUGCACGUGCCUUAUCGAGAGUAUCACAGCCAAAAUAACACAAGCUCUGCUGUGGCACUUGUCGAAACGGAUGCCCUCGUCGAUCUUUCCAUCGGCAACAAACAAACAACAUUGCCAUCACAAGUUUGUCCUCUCAACAACGAAGAACCCUCGGAACUGUUGCCUGACGUUGAUUUUGUUCAAAAUCCAAGUAUUGACCAAGGCAUAGUCAUUGAUUCGCCGGGUAUUGACCGGGAGAGCCAGCCUCUCCUUGGUCGCCUCGAACUCGAUGUUGCCUUCAAUAGGUUUCCAGAUGAUCCACAAUUCUCGGAACUCGUAUGGCAGGCAGAAUGUGCCAUCGACGGUGGCAUUUACCCAGAGAGAAUAUAUCAAGGCUCCAGCGGAAGUUACUUUGUCAAGAAUCCUGGAGGGAAAAUCAUAGGGGUAUUCAAGCCAAAGGAUGAAGAGCCUUAUGGAAGACUGAAUCCAAAAUGGACAAAGUGGAUGCACAAAUUGUGUUGUCCGUGUUGUUUUGGAAGAAGUUGCCUCAUUCCGAAUCAAGGAUAUCUGAGCGAAGCAGGAGCGAGCUUGGUCGAUCGUAAACUGGGUCUCGGUGUAGUGCCAAACACGAGAGUCGUCAAGCUCGUCAGUCGAACCUUCAAUUAUCCUCGGAUAGAUCGUCAGAAAGCACGUAUGAAACAAGCCAUAAUGGAUCAAUUUCCAACGGUCGGUUGUCAGUUCAAACGUCUUGGAUUACCACCAAAAAUCGGAUCUUUUCAAAUUUUUAUGGACGGUUACAAGGAUGCUGAUUAUUGGUUACGGCGAUGGGAGAGUGAUCCUUUGCCUGCAAAACUUUCACGAAAUUUUCAGCUCUAUUUUGAACGUCUCGUCAUACUAGACUACAUUAUCAGAAAUACAGAUCGCGGUAACGACAAUUGGCUCAUCAAGUACGAUCCAAUCUUAACGAAGAAUUCCCCGGAGGCAAGCGAAGUGAAAAUCGCCGCGAUAGAUAACGGUCUCGCAUUCCCUUUCAAACAUCCGGACUCGUGGCGAGCUUAUCCUUAUCAUUGGGCUUGGUUGAGUCAAGCCAAAUUACCAUUUAGCGAAGCAACCAGAGAACUCGUAUUACCUCAGCUCUCUGAUCAAAAUUUCGUUCAAGAUCUCUGUGAUGAUUUGUAUCAAUUAUUCAAACAAGAUAAAGGCUUCGAUCGCCAUAAUUUUGACCGACAAAUGAGCGUUAUGCGUGGACAAAUUUUAAAUCUUCAACAGGCAUUGAAAGACGCGAAGAGUCCUGUACAACUCGUUCAAAUGCCUGCUGUUAUUGUUGAAAAGGCCAAAGGGACUGGAACGCCAAAGCUAUUUUCAUUCUCGGAUACCUUUACGCAGCGCUUCCAGAACAAAAGUCCCUUCUUUUCCUGGUGUUGAUGAUGAACAAGACGAAGAACCUCGAUUACGUCCUCGGUCCCUUUCCCAAUCCCUGUAUAUUAUUUUCCCAGAGCUCGGCCGGUUCCAGUACCAUGAAUUAUCUAUUGCGUUAACAUUAGAUAUUGCUUCAUUUUACAAAAUAUAUCGUUUCAAUUGGGAUAUAAAUAUUAUUCGUAUAACGAUAUUGUAUACAUUAAAUAUAUGUCAAGUUGCAAAAUGUCUCGUACAUUUGACGCUCUCUCUCUCUCUCUCUGCUUCGUUGAUCAGUAGUAUUUCAAGAUUUGAUUAAUCCUCGAUCAUGUCAUGCUUUCAAUUUAUGGGCGCAUAUAUUUUUUCGUUUGUAAACCGUAUCGAGUAUAGUGUACAAUUAUAAUUUACUGAAACCUA